Messenger RNA from Sphenostylis stenocarpa, 288 nucleotides. Lineage: Eukaryota; Viridiplantae; Streptophyta; Magnoliopsida; Fabales; Fabaceae. The record is from the annotation of a GenBank genome assembly.
AUGAAGUUGAAUGCAAAAUGGAGACUUCACAUGCACUCCUAUGUAUUCAUACACAUCAUAUCUUGGCCACAUUUUUUAUCAACCAAGUUCAGAAUCGUGGAAUCAAAGAGUCAUUCUUUGAGGAAGCCAAGAUCUGUCCGAUUCCGGAUCAAUGAAGGUGAGACUCGAAACCGCUCAGUUCCUUCAUUCUUCAAUUCUCGGCCCAUUUCACUCUUUGGGAUGGAUAGAAACCCGGUCCAGAACACCUGCACUCUUAUCAAAUUACUCCAAACUUGUUCAACUCAAUAA